AUGUCUUGCUCGUCACCAAUCACCAGCGUCCCCGACCCUUCGGAAACCUCUUCCUCUCCACUCGCAUCAAUCAUAACACAAGUUCAGCCAAACCAAGCUUCUUCCCCCCGCAGCGCUAUCCCCCGUGCGAGUGCACAAGCUCUACCUAAAAAGAAGAAGAAGAAGAAGAAGAAGAAGAAAUCCACUUCCCCCACUACCUCCGCAGGUGCUGCUGUGGCGCAGGAGCAAGCUGUAGCAGAAGCAGCAAGACUCGGUUGCCAAGCAGCCCAUACCCAAGCCCGUUCCCAUUCUUCCUCCUCCCCUCUCACAACCGCAGGUGCAGCCGAGGAAGAAGCGGCUGGACAGCACUUGGAUCCACCUUGUUCGACUAUCGUUGCUAGUUCCAGUGCUGGGAAUACACUUACUCCCACAACCGCACCUGUUGGAGCGGAGCGGGUGGGGAAUGCGGAACAAGACAAAGCGGCGGCAGCGACAGAAAGUAGUCAUGAAACCCUGGAGAAGGAUGGAUUGAUUGAUGUCCCAACGAGCAAUCAAGGUGCUGCUCGUGCCACCGUCGGCAUCGUGGCGGCAAAGCAGGCAAGUACGACGGCGUCGGCUACUGCGAGUACUACCCCGAUCAAGACGGCUACCCCUAACCCUACUGCUACCACGGCGAGGAAUAAUGCCCGGGUGAGCAAGCAAGGAGGAAAGAAGCCAGGUUUGGCGGCGAAACUGAUGGCUUUUUUGACAUGUUCUAGUGCAUCCAGUGCGCAAGUACAGAGGGAGAUGUCUGAAAAGAAGCCUACACCCGCCGCCACUACCACUGCUUCAGCGAGGAAUGCAGCAGCUCCUACUACUCCCGCCGCAACAUCAACAGGAGCGGUUGUAGUACCCGCACCAACACCCAAUCCGAAAAACACUGCAAAUCCUAAGCCAGACUAUCCCACAACUCCUGGAGGAGGAACAAAGUUACCGGAAGCAGAAACAGGAGAUGUUAUGUCCGGAGCGGUUGUACCUCCCGGCUCGUCCUUUGUUACUGCUCCCGGUGGUGGUGGUGGGGAAGAUGAAAUGCGAAAAUCUCGUGCAUCGUCACUCCACCAUCCCGCUUCAAGUUGCCACUCGGGCGAUGAAACGCGCUCCGAAACCGACAAUGACGAUGGGGAAGAGGAGAUGGAGAUGGAAUCAGACUAUCUUACCGAUGAUCAGACUGAAGAACAACGUCUUAUCCUUUCCGGUGGAAUUGGGAUUCCUCUUGAUCAAUUCGGUAACGCCUGUCCUCUACUCCCCCCCAUUUUCACCCCUGAUUCCGGACGGAAAUGCCUCGUUCUCGACCUGGAUGAGACUCUGGUGCAUUCCAGCUUCAAAAUGAUCCAGAACGCAGACUUUAUCGUACCCGUAGAAAUCGAUGGAACUGUGCACAAGGUCUACGUGAUCAAACGUCCCGGUGUCGACGAAUUCAUGCGUCAGAUGGGUCUCAUCUACGAAGUCGUCGUUUUUACCGCUUCCCUUUCCAAAUAUGCAGACCCCGUGCUGGAUAUGCUGGACAUUCACCACAGCGUAAGACACAGGCUGUUUAGAGAAAGCUGUUACAACCACAAGGGAAACUACGUUAAGGAUCUGUCUCAGUUGGGAAGAGAUGUAGGGAAGAGUAUCAUCAUCGAUAAUAGUCCGGCGAGUUAUAUUUUUCAUCCUAACAAUGCGGUUCCUGUUAGUAGUUGGUUUAACGAUCCGCAUGAUACUGAGUUGACGGAUCUCAUGCCGUUUUUGGCCGAUCUCGCAAACGUCGACGAUGUUAGGGCUGUACUCGAUGGCACUUUGUAG
Ustilago hordei is the source of this 1800-nucleotide messenger RNA. RefSeq lists its product as uncharacterized. Bases 1 to 1800 code for a protein of 599 amino acids. Gene Ontology annotation, cellular component: plasma membrane. Gene Ontology annotation, molecular function: phosphoprotein phosphatase activity. The transcript has a single exon. Lineage: Eukaryota; Fungi; Basidiomycota; Ustilaginomycetes; Ustilaginales; Ustilaginaceae. The record is from RefSeq and is a predicted model, not a curated record.